Messenger RNA from Drosophila gunungcola (fruit fly), 2939 nucleotides. It is a transcript of the gene Tango6, whose product is annotated as transport and Golgi organization protein 6. The record is from RefSeq and is a predicted model, not a curated record. The coding region runs from base 59 to 2827 and encodes 922 amino acids. Lineage: Eukaryota; Metazoa; Arthropoda; Insecta; Diptera; Drosophilidae. Gene Ontology annotation, biological process: protein secretion. The transcript is spliced from 3 exons.
CUCAUCUCUAGCAGAAAUGGUCGCGAUUUUUGCAAAUUUUUAAUUUACUGUGAUAACAAUGAUUAAUACGGCUAAAUACUUUGCGCUUUUGGAGAAUUUAAAGUUCAAUAAGGCUCUAGCAAAUAAGGCAAAUAACUCCGAAACUCCAGAUGCAUUGGCCAGCAACCUGCUUAUAUUACAAAAAUAUGCCAAUCUUGAGGUGGAUCAGCAAUUGCAAGAAUUAUGCGUGGAAUAUAAGUUAACAGCCGAGCAGAAAUCCACUAUAGAUCCAGGGAUAGAACCCACUAUAUCCUAUAUAGUGAGACUGCAACAUGUGCUUUAUUCGAUCACCAAGAAUAUUAAUUUUCAUAGCGACGCAAAGGAGGACCUUAUAUCAGUGGCACACCUCAAACUUUGCAUCCAGGCUACCCAGGAAUUGUCUUACUACUCACUUCGAUGUCAGCUUCACGAGGAUUUCUACAAGUCGCCUAUAUUUCAUGAGGUUCAAGGCAAAUUCAAAGCAAAUCCUUCCCUGCUUCUCCUCAGCAUUCAACUCUUUGUAAAUCUACUACCCAUUCGGCAGUUUCACAUUGCAAACUCCAUGGAGCUAGUGCAAAGGGAUCUCCUGGCGGCCAUUCUGAGUCUACGUGUUCAGGAGGAUUCUGAGCAUCUGGAUAAGGCCAUUUCCUACCUCUGGCAACAGGAAUCCAAGGCAGAUUUCUUUCGCCACAUAUUGCUCUUGAAAGCAACUCCCCUCUGCACUUCUUUGGCCAAAUUGUUGCACAAUCAACUCCUGGGAAAACUAAACUCACCCCAAGGAUUUGGAAGCUUUGUGGAUGCGCUGCAACAAACUCCCAAUGUUAGUCCUACGAGAAAUGCGGAAAUAGUUGCUAGCAUUGUGGCUCGAAAAGGAUUCACUCAACUGGCCCAACAGAAGAUGAUUCUCCAAGUGCUGGAGUAUUGUAAAUUCUACCUCCAAGAUGCGGACAAAAUGUGUGCCGGCAUCCUUUCUUUAAGAAGGCUCUACGAUUUAAAUGAAACAAAUCAGAAUCAGAUCAGGGAAAUUUUAUCAAACGACUGGAAAACCCUUACAAACCCAGAAGAUGUCAUUAGUGGCCUCAUCUUAAUGGAUCACCAGGAACUCUGCAAUUGCAUUCUCCUGUGGCAGCAACUAUUCUGCUCCUCCAGCGUGGCUUGCUUACCCAGUAAUUUACUAAUUCCUUACCUUCCACUGCUGCUUCAACUCUACGACAGUUUACCUCUGGAACUACCAGCAACGGCGCAACUUUCUGGAAUCAUCUCACGUUGUUUGGAUAACAGAGAUCGGGAAAAGGAGUUGCCUGAAAUUCUCAAAAGGUUGUUUGCGUGGGAAAUUGAAGAGGAACCUCCUUGGAAGUGUCUUCAUCCAAGAACUCUUAUCCUGCCCUCUGCAAACUUCAAUCAAGUUCAGGCUAAAGUGGCUCACAAGGAACACCAAGCAGAUCAUGAUAUGGGCAGGAUAUUGCCUGGACUGCUUGUAUCAGGCUCUCAUCAUUCCCUUACCUGCAAUGUUUUCCUGGCCCUUUUGGGUCUUAUGAGCAACCAGUUAAAGGAGAAGAAGCCUUUAGCCAGUGUAGAUUUCAUUUCCUCAGAAACUGAACUCAAGGACUUUCUGCACUCCAAGUAUCAAAUAAAGCUGGAUUUACUUAUUGCACUUAACCAAAUGGUGGCCCACCAACCAUUGAGAGCUCAGCUAGCCCUGCACACCAAGGAGUUUUUGCUUAUAUUAAAGGAUUUAUUACUGAACCGAUCUGCAAACCAAGAGACGACGGACCAUAUGUUACUUCUCGUUCUAAAUCUUUUGCAGGAACUUCUUGAGGGCAGUGAGGAUAUUCGGCUCUCAGAAAGCAGUUCAGAACUGAAGGAGCAACUGCAGCAGUUGGGUGGCCAGUCCUCCAAUCCUCUCAUCCAGCAAUCUGUACAAUCGCUGCUUACAUUAAUCAAAGGGGCUUGGCGACCAAGUGAAGCUGUAAAAAUACAACCCUUUCAAAAAGCUCGCUCCCUGAUAGAAGAGAAGCAGUCCCACCUGCAGGUUUAUGGCAUUCAGAUGAUAAUGGACUUGGUAAAGAAAAGGGAUCCCGCAACCAUGGCGCAGGGCCAUCUUAUAAUAGCUUUGGCUUUGACCACUCUUAAGGAUAAGGAAUCCUACACCUUCCUUAAUUGUGUUAGGCUCUUUGUGUCGUUGGUUCAUGUGAUGGAGUCCGAAGUGCUGGACAAGCUGAGUGACGAAUACCUUUCGGAUACAGCUGAGUUAGACUACCGAUUGGUUGUUGGUGAAGCUAUCCUGAAAGUGUCACAGGAGUUAGGUCCUCUUUGCUAUCGAUACAAGGCUGUACUUCUUAAUUGCUUCAUGCAUGGAUCCCGCUCUCCGGUUCCCGAAUUACGGAUGUCAGCGUUCGCCAAUCUCGCCCAGCUUUGUCGUCUCUUGGCCUAUCAGGUUCAAAACUUCUUCCAGGAGCUACUUCAACUGGUAAACAACGAAUUAUCUACGGGAGGCUAUGUGCCUUCUAAGCGAGCAGCAGUCUUGGUUUUAGCUGAACUGUUAAAUGGCAUGGACAAUCUGCUGGACUACCAGGAAAUGCUUCUUCCCAUUUAUCGGCUUUUGAGGGCCAUCGAAGCGGAGGAGUCCUGUGACCCUCAAAUGCGUCUGCAUGCAGCAAAUGGUUUGAAAAUAUUGAACGAAAAGUGCCGAAAAAUGAUUCAAUCUAGCUUGGAGGAGAACUCUUUACAAAAACAGAUCAAGGUGCUGGGCAUCAAGGACAAGGUUUCGCCUCAAAGGAAGAACCGACACAUCCUCGAACUAAAUUAAAAGUUAGCUUUAAAAAUAGUCAAAACUUCUUUAAUUGUUAGUUUUAAUACAAAAUAUAUAUAAAAGCAAAAUGCAAAAUAUACAGAUCAGUAGUUUACUGAUACCCUAUAAA